Puntigrus tetrazona (Sumatra barb) is the source of this 2550-nucleotide messenger RNA. RefSeq names its product lipase maturation factor 2b (gene lmf2b). Lineage: Eukaryota; Metazoa; Chordata; Actinopteri; Cypriniformes; Cyprinidae. The transcript is spliced from 14 exons. Gene Ontology annotation, biological process: protein maturation. The coding region runs from base 72 to 2195 and encodes 707 amino acids. The record is from RefSeq and is a predicted model, not a curated record. Gene Ontology annotation, cellular component: endoplasmic reticulum membrane.
UUUUCCAAUGAGCAUCCGCGCUCGAGUCACCCGAAACAAGUGACACCUCAUCUCUCCAGCGAGCCGCCAAGAUGGGGGAAGUAAAAACGCCCAGACAAUGGUUCUUGUGGAGCAUUGCGCUUGUUUACGUGUGUGCUUUUUCAUCCAUCUACGUUCAAAUACCAGGUUUGUAUGGAGACGAUGGUAUUCUCCCUGUGCGCCUGCAGAUGCCAAAAGUUCAGCGGCCCCUUCUGGAGCAGGAGUCCCUUCUUGGUCUGGGGCCAUCUCUGGGUCUGUCACCCCAGCAGGUCCUGGAGCUCACAUGCCUGGUCGGAGUGGCGCUGGCCCUGUGUGCUGUGCUGCUGGAGCCCCUGAGAGACAGUCUGAUCUACUUCUGCCUGCGGGUCCUCUACCUCUCACUCUAUAAUGUCGGUGGAGACUUCCUCCGCUCUGAAUGGGACGUGCUGCUGUUGGAGGCCGGGCUUCUGGCUGUGCUUGUUGCUCCGCUGAGUUUGCUGCGGCGUCACUCCUCUUACCGUUUUCAUGACCCUGUGAGCUUCUGGUUGACCCGCUGGCUGUUCUUCCGGCUGAUCUUCUGCACAGGUGUGAGUAAGCUGGCCAGCGGUGACCCUGCGUGGUACGACCUGUCAGCACUGAGUCAUCAUUUGGAGAACCAGAUGAACCCCACUCCUUUGGCCUGGUACGUCCAUCAGCUUCCUGAUUGGCUUCUGAGAUUCGGAGCAGUGAUUGUGUUGCAGAGCGAGAUCGUCAUUCCUCUUGUGACGUUCUUUGCUCCCAUUCGUCGCUUGAGGCUGUUCGGCUUUUAUGUUCAGCUGUUUCUCCAGCUCUGCUACAUCCUCACGGGUAACUGUAGCCUUCUGAACCUGCUGAGCAUCGCCCUAAGCUUCUCAUUACUGGAUGAUGAUUAUUUCCACUCUAAUACUAGCCCAAAGAAGAAGAAGGGCCAGGAAAAAAAGUCCAGAAACUGCGGACAGACCUUGGUCUCUUUCUUGAUGCUGCUGCUGGAGCUGGCUGUCUACCUGUUCAUCCUCUACUGUUUUAUUACUCUCUUUAAACUACAAGUUAACUGGGAAGAAAAAACUCUGUCAUCCAAAACAAAUUUCACUCAGCAGCGAUUCCAUGCGUUUCUGGAGGUUUUUCAGGAGCUCACUAUCUGGAUCGGUGUUCUGUCUUUCACCUGGGAAGCAGUGUCUGCCAUGCUAAAUUGCAUGUGCAGCCGAGGUAUUGUCAGCAAGCUCUGGUCUCUCAUUCAGUGGGCGCUCAUCACAGCAGUUACUGUGGUCGUCUUUGCUCUCAGUGUGGUUCCAUACACAUCCAUGGCUGGCAUGUCAAUUAGUAAAGUAUUACCUGCAGUUCGGGACGUGUACAGUGCUGUCGAGAGGUACCAGCUGGUCGGGGCAUACGGCAUCCAGCACAGAAUGACCCCUGCUGAGGGCAGGCCUGAGAUCGUUUUAGAGGGCAGCUAUGAUGGGCUGACAUGGACGGAAAUGAACUCUAUGUAUAAACCAGGAAAUGUGAACGCAGUCCCACCCAUAGUAGGCCCUCACCAGCCCCGGCUGGAGUGGCUGAUGUGGCAGGCUGCUCAAGGAGGGGAUGAUACAAGCCCCUGGUUCACAGGCCUCUUACAGCGCCUCCUACAGGGCAAACCAGAGGUGGUUCGUCUGCUUCAGGUGGAUGAAGCGCAGUACCCUUUCAGUCAGAAGCCACCAGUCUUUAUCAAAGCCAAGCUUUAUAACUACCACUUCACAGAUCCUGCGAAGGACAAGACCCAUCUGCAGUCUUGGUGGAGGCGGCAGUACAAAAAGGAGUUUUUUCCCAUUGUGAACCUCGAUGACCCGGCUCUCAAGAAACUCUUAGAUGAGGCUGGACUGAAGGAGAAAUCCCCCGGUCAGGCCAGCUCUGACACACCUGUAUCGCAAGCUGUGAGCCUCAUUCGAGAGCACGUCAAAGGCCUCUCGGGGUCCCUCGUGCUUUCAACGCUGUUAGCUACUUUAGCUGGAAUCUUCCUCAUCAAAGCUGUCUUAGGAAGCCGGAAACCUAGACCAGCACCAGCUGAUCACAAGACUCGGAAACCCAAGGAGCCCUCUCAGACAGCUGAGAAAAGCCAAGCGACAGCUCCGUCCAACCGGGGCGGCAAGAAGGACUCCAGCGAAAAAAAGAACUCGGACAGAGAGUCCCCCCGAAAGAGGAAAUGAGCUCUUACUGUCACUUUGUGCCUUUUGUCUUUGGCCAUAUGCAAUGACAAAUGAUUCUCUCUCAGGUGUAUUUUUUUUUUUUCUUUCUAAGAUCAAAUCUUUGAAUUCCUGCCCGUCACACACCUCAGAUUUGCGUGUCACCACUACCCCGUUUUAUCUCUUCGUGUCAAAACCACUUGGUCAAAUGCACAGUACUUUAUGUAAUUGGCUUUGAAUGUUAACAGAGUCCAUUUUUAAGCUGUCACCUGCAACACCCUUCUUUAUACACAAGUGGACGUCCCAAAGAUUACAACGAAAGCACAAAUGCAAUUUUUCAUGCUAUUUAACUCAUUAAAUGGUUGUUGAUAAGUUGUUA